AUGGCAAAAACUAAAGUUACAGGAGCUACCAGUAGACUAAAACAGGAUUAUCUUCGAUUGAAAAAUGAUCCUGUACCCUAUGUUACUGCAGAACCCGUUCCUUCGAACAUACUGGAAUGGCACUACGUUGUAAAAGGCCCCGAGAAGAGUCCUUACGAAGGUGGAUAUUAUCAUGGUAAAAUAAUAUUUCCAAGGGAAUUUCCUUUCAAGCCUCCAUCGAUUUAUAUGAUUACGCCAAACGGACGGUUUAAGACAAAUACAAAAUUGUGCCUUAGUAUUACCGAUUUUCAUCCUGACACAUGGAAUCCUGCAUGGUCCAUUUCUACAAUUUUAACUGGUUUGCUAAGUUUCAUGUUAGAGAAAACUCCAACAUUGGGUUCCAUUGUCACAUCUGACUAUCAAAAACGAUGCUUAGCAGCAGAAUCUCUCGAAAUUAAUCUUAAAAACAAGAUGUUUUGUGAACUAUUCCCUGAGUAUGUGGAAGAAAUAGAAAAAUUACUAAAGGAGAGGCAGGAAGCCAUCCUUCAAUCUGACAAUACUAAUAAUAGUAGUGAUAGUGAAGUAAUAACCGAACAACAGUCUAAUAUGUAUUAUAUUUUGACAAACCUUUUUGUGUUAGUUGGUUUCGUUUUUCUUGCAUAUAUGGUUAAAUAUGUCCUAGUUUCUAUAUCCAAUGAU
Brenthis ino (lesser marbled fritillary) is the source of this 678-nucleotide messenger RNA. NCBI's taxonomy places the organism in Eukaryota, Metazoa, Arthropoda, Insecta, Lepidoptera, Nymphalidae. The record is from the annotation of a GenBank genome assembly.